UCUCUUCUCUUUGCAUGGAUUUCUCCUCUAAAUAUAGUCAAGCUUAGACUCUUAAAACCAUAGAGAAACUCUCACGAGCUUUGCUUAAUUACUUCCUCAUUUCCCUUUGCUUUCUUCUAUUGCUAUUAUUAGUAUCAGUGGUUACAGAUCACAGUUCCCAAUUCUUUCUUAUUUUAAAUCUCUUUCUCUCUAUACUUCAAUUCAACAACUCAAAAAGAGAGAAAGAGCUGGUAAGAAUGUUUACUGGGUCUUCUUUUUUUCCACUUUUCUUGCUUCAGAUCUUGUUCUUCCUCCAUUUCUGAGGGGGGUUCUCAGUGAUCAGUUGGAAUAACAAGGUCUUUUUGUGAUCUAGAGGAGAUGGGAUUGAUAUUCUGAUCUGGGUUCUGUUUGUUUUUCUGUUUUCAUUGUGUAUUGGAUCUUGUAUUUAGUGUUAUGAGAUCAAGAAUUGCAGCAUCAAUUCAAGCUCUUGGAUUGAUUUCGAAGUUGCAUUAGCUUUUUCAUUUCUUCCUUUGGUGUUUUUUUUUCUCUUCUGGUUUAAAGGCUUUUGUCAAUGGAAGCUAAUUUAGUAUCAAGACAUGUUUGCAAGCUCUGCAAUAAGAGUUUUGCUUGUGGGAGAUCCUUGGGAGGUCAUAUGAGGUCUCACUUGACCAAUAAUUUAGCUGAGAAUGAUGAGAAACAUAGUAGAACAAGCCUUCAACUUGGUAAUUACAGUGGUGGAAGCUUGUCAAACAUGGAGGAGGAGAUAGAUUUUGGUUAUGGUCUUAGAAAGAAUCCAAAAAAGACUCAGAAACUUGAGUUUUUAAGUGAAGAAUCAUCACUUCAAGACAAGUUUUGUAGGGAAUGUGGUAAAGGGUUUCAAUCAUGGAAGGCUUUGUUUGGUCAUAUGAAGUGCCAUUCUGAAAGAGGAGUAGUUUUUUCUAGUAGUCAAGAGGAAGUGGAAGAACCAGAUUCUCAUAUUACAGAUGCCAAGCAGAAGAUGGUAAUGGAUAUCCAAUCUGAUAAUGAAAACGAAGUUCCUAACAACAAGAGAAAGAGAUCAAGGAGGAGAAGAACAUCCAACCAAAUGGGCACUGCAAAUUCAACAACUUCUUUCUCUUUUGCCACAAAUUCUUCAUCUGUUUCUGAUAUAGAGCAAGAACAAGAAGUUGCAAUUUCCUUGAUGUUACUUUCCAUGGAUAUGGGAAAUUGGGUUGGUUUCAAUUCACCAGCUGAGUCUUCAGAUAACAAUUCAAAGUUUCUUGAAGCUCCAUCUGUUGUUGAGAGCAAAACUUCUGUCUCUAAUGGCUGUGAGUUAGUGAAAUCAAACAAACUCAAGGGAAAGAAAAUGGAAUUUGAAGUGAAACAAUCAGAGGAAAGAGCUGGAUCAACGAUGAUCAAGAAAUCUCAGCUAAAUCAAAGAGCUGGAUCUAAAUCUUCCCUCAAGAAAAAUGAACAAAAUCAAGGUAGAUUCAGCUCUGAUAUGUUCUUCAAAUCCCCAAAAAAGACAUUAGCAGAGUUUUGGGAUUCAAAAAUCUGCAAGAAACCCAAAAAGAGAAGCAAAUUCGAGUGUGAUAUUUGCAAUAAGAUCUUUGACUCAUAUCAAGCACUUGGUGGGCAUAGAGCAAGUCACAAGAAGUUAAAGGGUUGUUUCAUUGAAUCAGCCAUGGAAGACGAAGAAGAAGAAGAAGACGAAGAAGAAAUAGGAAGUGAAAGCAGUGGAGAAAUGACCAUUUCUGCAAACCCAAAAGCUGAAAGCAAAGGUUCGAAAGGGAUCAACAAUGGCGGACGAAUCGAAAAAAACAGCAAACAUAAAUGCCCAAUUUGCGAAAAAGUGUUUGCAUCAGGACAAGCACUUGGUGGACAUAAAAGAUCGCAUUUGAUGAAUGGAUCAGAAACUAAAAACAGAGAAACAAUUCAGAUUCAAAAGCAAGUCCCAGAAAUUAGGAGGUUUUUGGACCUGAAUCUUCCUCCAGAACCUGUUGAAAGAGAAAGCAAGGACCACAAUUUAGCGUCAUUAAAUCCAUCAUGGUGGGUUGCUGCUAAUGAACACAAACAUGAAGCUCUUGUGAAUGUGGGAUUUCAUAUCUAACUUAGAAUUACUUCUUUUUUCUUUUUUUCAAAAAAAAAAACAGAGAGAUUUAAGAGAUUUGUAUAGUCAAUACUUUCUGGGUUCCAUUUCAUUUCAUUGAUUCUUUACAUUUGGUUGAAGAUCCUUCCAUUAAUGCUUCC
Molecule: messenger RNA, 2208 nt
Organism: Cucumis melo (muskmelon)
Lineage: Eukaryota; Viridiplantae; Streptophyta; Magnoliopsida; Cucurbitales; Cucurbitaceae
Product: zinc finger protein ZAT1-like
Exons: 1
Coding region: 551-2068 (505 amino acids)
Source: RefSeq, a predicted model, not a curated record